CUCUCGAGCCGUCAACGUGUCAAGCGGAAAGUUCUCGUCCAAAAGCAUUUUUCACUCUGGUGUUUUACGCGUUUCAAAAGUUAGAACCAGACUUGGUUUCAGUGCGGAGUGCAGCUGACCAAAAGGAUACGCAGCCGCGAACAAAGGAGGGCGAACGAAAGACUUAGGAAGCGAACGCGAUGACGAAGGGAAAGAGGCCAGAAUGCCAGGGCCUUUGGCUCCUGCCCAUGCUGCUGUUGCUGGUUGGACAGGUCACAACACAGGAACCGGCGGCCGCCCCGUCCGAAUUCGCCCCCCACGUGACGGCCACUUGCAAGGCGGGCACGAUGAACAUCAAGGUGAAGAUGAGCUCCGGCUACACGGGCGCCGUCCACGUCCGGGACUACCGCACUCCCGGCUGCAUGGCCAUGGGCGACGGCAGCGACCAGGUGGCCUUCAGCCUGAAUCUGUGGGCCAAGCAGGGCGCCAGCGACUACUGCGGCAUCCUGGUCAGCAACGUGAGUGGAAGCAAUCGCACCGAGGAGCGUUCUAUCCAACUGGCCGUGCGUGUGCACAAGACUCUGGAAUUGGCGGACGAUAAGUUUUAUGUGAUUACCUGUGGCAAAUCGGGCUUUGCGCGCGAUGACAAUGCCCAUGUCGUGCUCAAGUUCCUGGAGAACGAUCACCGAGUGCGUGAGACGGUCUACGGGCAUAAGUACACAAUUCGCGCCGAGUUCUCCAAGCCAAACGAUACCUACGGCCUGCGUGUGGGCAACUGCUUCGCCUUUGACAAGAAGAACAGGACCCAAAAGCUCACUGACGACAGCGGCUGCCCCUAUGACUCGGAGAUCAUCAGUCGUUUUGUGCCCACAGCAGAUGGACGAGCGGCCGAGGCGGUGCUCUCCUCGAUGUUCAAGUUCCCCGAGGGCUCCGAGGUGCAUCUGCAGUGCGAUGUGAUCCAGUGCUACGGUCGCUGUGUGGAGAUCGAUGACUGCAACGAUGUGGCCCUGGCUGGCUUCGGCAAGGGCACCAAUGGACCCCGGAAAUUCGGGCCAAAUGAGGAGGGUUCCAGCCUGGCUGGGACCACGGUCUUUGUGCUCGAUCCCGCCGAGGCUAGAUUGAUCUCGGGCAAUUGCGAGGAUGGCAUCCGACCCAGUUGGCUGCUGUGGCUGACCAUCACCCUGGGCGUACUCUUCCUGAUCAUGCUGCUGAUGAACAUCUUCCUGUGCACUGCCAUGAGCUGCAGUUGUGCCAAUACAGAGAUUAUCGAGAAGGAGCCAUCGAUCAUCGAGGAGUACGAUCCGUACCGCAGUUGGCAUGGCAGUCAGUACGGAUCCCGCUACUCGCUGCACGGCAGGGAUGCCCACAAGGGCUACACCAGCGGCGGCUCCACGAUACACUCAAAUAGGUCUGAUAGAUAUUAAGCUGCCUCCACAAAAUCAAACAACAAACAGACAACACACACAACACACCUCUAUUCUACACUUCAAAAUGCAUCUGCUCUGCUCUCGCAAAUUAUUUUCCGGUUGCUGUGGAGCCACACACACAAUACAAAAACAAAACAAAAGCAUGCCAACAAAGUAUCUUGUAUCUGCGUAUCUCUAUGUAUCGUAUAUAUCUCCUGGACAGCCCAGAAAAACCAAAACCAACCAAUAAUUACAACACAACAGAUCACAAAAACAGAAAAAUCCAAAACACAGAAUGAAAAACCAUUUCGUGCCUAGUACUGCAACUGUAAUUAACCGAUAGUAAUUUGCAUUUGUCUACCGGUAAUAACCAACUAUCUCUCUAACUAACUCUCCGCCCCUCCAUAAAAAAGACAAUCGAAUAACUAACCGCCAAUUUCGAAGAGUUGCUAACUAAUCUGUCUCGAAGACUUUCCUUGACCCCCCUACUUUCUGCAAUUUGAAAUGUAUUGUAUUAAAUCCAAACUUAUCCAACGUACUUCGAAGGUCGAUGCCAAUCGAUAAUGAUAACGAUUAUGCAAUUGUGCACUCGCGUCCAGGCUCUAGACAUUCCACGUUACACGGACAGCGCGCCCAUCGGGGACCGCCCAGUAAUAUAUGAUAUGAUCAGAUCCCAAUUGAUACGAACGCGACAAUAAUGAACACUAAUUCUGUAAGCUAGGCUAAGUACUUCCCAUCUCUCCAUUUCGAACUUGAGUCUCAAAUGUACAUAACUAAGUGAAAAUGAUCGAACUACAAGUUUUCCAAAUUUUCUCCAACACGAUGGUAGAGACGAUGCCGCUGUAAAAUACUAAAAUAAACGUACUAAAGUUCUCUUUGCCUAAUUUUAAUAUUGAACCACUUAACCAUAAGUCAUUAGUCUGUCAUAAGUGCGAACGAAUGUGUAUUAGUGAAAUGUUUCAACUACUUGUAAAAAUAAACAAAGGCAGGCCAACAAAAUUAAUUUAAAGUGUAGUCUAAAAUGUUAGGAAGCAAACAUUUGGCAAAUGCGUUAAACGUACGAAUUGUAAUUAAUUUAAAAUGUAAUCAUUUAAUUUAAUAAAAACUAAAAAGAA
Drosophila takahashii is the source of this 2500-nucleotide messenger RNA. RefSeq lists its product as uncharacterized. Lineage: Eukaryota; Metazoa; Arthropoda; Insecta; Diptera; Drosophilidae. The record is from RefSeq and is a predicted model, not a curated record.